UCUAGUAUCCUACAAUACAGCCUCGCCAAAAUUCAAAUCCACCUUCUACUCGGAUCCUAAAUAUGAGUCUCUUCACAGCUUGACCAGUCGUACAAGCAGUGAGAACGAACUUGAAAUAAAAAGACUCGAGCAAAUUUCUCCACUUAAAAAUGACAGAUUUGGGACUCCUGAAAAGCCUCGAAGAGAGCUAGAUAUGUCUCAAUUCCAAAGUUUCACUUGUGAGAGGCCUAUAUCGGCCUCGGUGAUGCUUCUAUCCAACGUUUUGGGCACUUUAGAGCAGAAAGAAAUUAGAUUAGCCUUUGAAAAUGUCAAAUAAAGUGGCUGAAUUCCAAGCUAAAAAUCAAAAGAAAUUAGACAAAAUGGAAAACAGGCUUCUUAUGCGUACUGUGCUGGGAAAUUUAAGGGAAUUUUUACUCAAGAAGAACCAAUUGAGUGGCCUUAAGAAGCAAUUUGAAGCAAAGAUGAGUAGCAAGCAACUGCAAAAGUGAUUCAGAGUUAUGAAGGAAGCCAUAGGAGUGGGUUACGAUAAAGCAGAAGAAAGAUUAGAAGAAGCUAGAGAAGAGAAAGCUCUAAGUUUCAAAUUUCAGUCCUUAGAAAAGCUGCAAUCUAAAGAGGAAAAAUGAGGGUGUAUUGGCUCAAGACCUAAAAGUAUAUCAUAUUUCCAAGGAUUAGACCUGCAAAGUAAAUUUUAUCACAAGAGACCUAUAAUUAUACCAAAAUUCUGAGUGGUGAACCCUAAUCCUCACCAUCUGGAGUUUAAGACCCAUAUGAAUAAUUUUAGAAAGACAGAGAAUUCAUACACAGAAAGACUUGAAAAGUCUUAUAAAAUUGAUUCAGUUUUUUCUCAGAAUUUUGACAACAGAAAGAAGAGCAAAUUUAAUCUUGACCAGAAAAUGGCACAGCAUAUUCGCUCUGUGAGACAAAACAAGGAUCUUUCUUCUCACAAGAAAGUGUUUGAAAUCGCUCCAAAAGAAGAGAAUUAUCUUCUCAACGAAAUAAUAGAGCACAUACUACAAACAAAGCAUAAAACUAGAGUACAAUGGUACAAAAUCAGGCCUGGAUUUCCUAAGACUAGCUUCCAUCGGGAGUCGACUCCUUCUCGCUACAGUAGGCCUGAUAUUAUCUUGCCAAAACCAGAGCAGAAGAGGUCUCAGAGUACUUCUCAGAACAACUACAGGACACCAGUGAUCAAGAAUGCUGAAGAGCUAACCCAUACCCAUCAGAAGAGAAAGCUUCCUGACAUUUGAUGGGACACAGAGAAGCUUAAUAAAGAAACCACGAGCAUCUUGUUUGACAAGAAGGUCCAACUAAGCACUAGUGGAAACAAACUGAGCUCUCGAAGAUACGAAUCUUGUACAAAGGAAGACUACUCUAGUGAAGAAAUUGAUUCUAAAAUCAUUAAUUUCAGUCCUGAGAACCUAUGCAAAAAUAGUGUUGAAGGGAGGGAACGCUUGCUUCACCCUAUAGCUGAUAAGUACCUUUCAAAUGUUUCCUCACAUCAAUCCCUUAAGAUCAAUAACAGCGAGUUAGAACUGAUAUCAAGUAAUGACUAUAAGAAGGAGCAGGCCGUUCAGUUGGAACUAAAGUACAGUGAUGCUUUCUCAAGUUCCAAAGUAACUCCAAAGAACCUAUCUGAAGAAUUCAACUGCACUCAGAGAUCUCUAAAGGAAUUUUUCCAGACCCAAGGACAGAUGAAAGGAGCUAAUACCUCAAAGAUCUCUAAACUGAUAGAACAAGAGAAGAAACGCAGACUUGAAGAAGAAGAGAAAAAGGAGAAGGCCAAGAAGAGGAAAAUAGGUCCGAAUAAGACAUCUGUCGGAAAAAAAGGAAAGAAGGAGACUAAGGCAAAGCCUAAGGGUAAGAAAAACAAGAAUGAAGGAAUCAAGCUGAAUAUCAACCCUAAAAAUGAGCAUCCAAAGUCAAGGAAUAGCACAAAAGUUGGAGCUUCAAACACAGUUCAGAAAACAGCAGCUGCUACUCUUCAGUUAUCAAGGAUGAAUACUUUCAGUGUUGGAGAUGGAAGUGCUUGUGAUGCCGAUACGAAAGAAGAAAUUAAUGUUGAAGAACGCAUUGAGAAUUUACUUAGCUUUGCAAGAAAGGAGGGUCGAGCAACCGAAAGUACUAGACAAAGCAAAAAUUUCAAAAAACGCUUAAAGCACUUAGAAGAGACUAAAGAGAACAUAACUCCACUCACACAUACCCAAAUUCCAAAAUUCAAAAACCUGCCAAUACUUUCCACCAAGAGCAACGUCAAAGUCCUCGAAAACCCCAAAACCCAAGGAAAUCUCCCCAGUCUGCCUCCAGAACUCAACCUUCAAGAUUCCAUUUUUGACAAGCCCAAAAUUCUAAAUCCCUCAACUACAAAGAACAAGAAGCCUAAGAAGGCAUUCAGGAGAUGCCGUAUUGCCUAAGCCCCAUUUCAGUG
Messenger RNA from Moneuplotes crassus, 2425 nucleotides. NCBI's taxonomy places the organism in Eukaryota, Ciliophora, Spirotrichea, Euplotida, Euplotidae. The record is from the annotation of a GenBank genome assembly.